AUGUUUGAAGAGUCCCAUAUUGCUGCAUCAUGGACUGCUCCAGGAUACUUCGCAUUUACGUUAGUAAUCAUUAGAAAAAGAGUGAAUUCAACACUCCUUGAUCACCGAAUUAAAGUAUGUACGCAAGAGCGAGUAGCAGGUGCUGUUGUGGCAGGUUGCCCACAAAAAAUCGUUGAUUACACUCCAACAGCCUGUUCUAAAGAAGAAACAAUCACCGAAGAAGCAUCUGGAAGUUCAAGACCAGUACUGAAAACUACCACAAUGAAAGCCGGACCCAGGACCCAGUGCCAACCUCUGAAAAAGAAUGGAAAAAAGUUGUUCAAGGAUUUUCAGCACGGUGAAUUUAGUGGCACGGGGCGGGUCGAUACCCUGAGGCCCAGUCAUCGCUUAACCGGUCCCUGGAUGCACGGACAGACCGGCACUCGUCCGGACCAGUGCAAGAUUCCAAGUCUUGCACCCAUGGCACACUUCCUGAUCGGGGUUCGAAGGGGCUGGUCUCUGCUUUAA
Molecule: messenger RNA, 507 nt
Organism: Acanthoscelides obtectus
Lineage: Eukaryota; Metazoa; Arthropoda; Insecta; Coleoptera; Chrysomelidae
Source: the annotation of a GenBank genome assembly